CGAUCCAUGAAGAAGGAAACUGGCUUCAGUCCCGGUCUUCGUGUCGUUACUGAGGCAGAGAGAAACAAAAAAAGGACGGUUGAGAAUGUUUUUAAUGAUUCGAAGUUUGCUCUUUUCACGAAAGAGGUUUUCUCACGUUUAAACUUUUUCUAGUGAAAUUUUCAGGUUCCAUCUGCCAAUAAGCUAUCCAAGGUUAAGCUGCGUCAAGAAAAAGACGUUAGGUCAAUGGAGAAAUUUUCGCCAGAUGAAGAGGCUCGCAUGUGGCGCUUUGUUCUUAGGUUCUCGUUGGAUUCUUUCCCGAUAAUUUGGCAUUUUCGAAAAACAUUCAAAUAUAAUAGCAACAAGCCAACAUUUUUUCUGUACUUUUUUUUCAGUGUUUAAAAAGCUGAGAUUUCAACCAAUCUUCUUUAUUAUUUUCUCACAUCAUGAUGUUGUGGUAUGAAAAGAUGGCGAAACGGCGACUCUUCCGAUUUCAUAUCACUAGGGAACCCGACGGUUACUUUUCCGACGAAUCUUUUUCCGACUUUUUUUUCGAUAAAAUCUUUGUUUGAAUCUUCCCCUAUAAAGCAGGUAGUUGGUUCAUGAUUAACACAAAGAAAUAGGAAAAAUUUUUUAUAGAUGUUUACAAACCGAAAACAUGGGGAAAGUCGCAAAGAGAUCCGUCGGAAAGUUUAGCGAUAAUCUGAAAAUCCUCUUCGCUGAUCUUAAACUCUCAUAUGCUGGGUGUAGCACCCGCGGUGCUGCCGCCGAUCACCCGUUUAACCCCAGCCGAGCAUACGAAACGAAAUUUUUAUCCGCGAACAGACUCCGUUUCAGUCCAGCGGAUCUACUCAAGCCCAAUUAACGCGCCAAGCCCCCGUUUGGGACAGACGAUGCCGGAAACGUUAAAAGACACCGGGUGAUCGGCAGAACACGUAGACCACCCGUUUUGCAAAAUUAGGAAAAAAAAAACCGCGAUAUUCUGAUCCUCUACAGAGAACAGAGUUCAGAGAAUUGAAGCGAACAGUGAGCGUUAAACAAGGACGCUUCUGGGACCGCUAUCGCGCAGAAACGGGCUCAUUGCGUCUUGCCAGUAGCCUCGAUCACCAGUUUACUUCAAAGUUUCUCCAUUGUACAGCAUUUGAUGAGUUUUAGUUACCGUAACUUCAUGGCGCCUCAACUUUACCACUCCCUUCUCGACCGCGAUGAGAUGCUUGAGUUGUAUCGACUGGUGCCGGUUUUCAUUACCAAAGAGAUCGUUUGUUUGUCAGUACGGAAAUUGAUUGGAUCGAUUCUAUCAUUCUUUGCAGUUUAUCUAAAAAGUUUAACGUCUCCAUAGAAUUGUCAAGUGAGAAGAACGUUAUUGUUUCCUGGAGCGCGAUUGAUGAAGUUGAACUACAGCAAGGUUUUUCUGAAUUGGCUACAUAG
Molecule: messenger RNA, 1407 nt
Organism: Caenorhabditis auriculariae
Lineage: Eukaryota; Metazoa; Nematoda; Chromadorea; Rhabditida; Rhabditidae
Source: the annotation of a GenBank genome assembly